AGCUAUAAAAAGACUCCAAAGUCCACCAAAUCUUCCUCUCUCUAAAAAACUCUCUCUCUCUCUCUAUCUCUCUCUCUAAAUCGGAGUCUCUCUCGGUGCCAACGGAGAGAGGUUUUUGUGAAUUAUCAGUAAAAUUGAGGAUUUAGUUGAAGUUGUAAUAUUAAGGCGGAAAUGGGAUCGGAAGGGCCAAAGAGUGUAGUUAUUCACGUCACUGGCUUCAAGAAGUUCAACGUGUUUGCUACCAACCCAACUGAAACAGUAGUUUCUAAUUUAAGAAAAUAUGUUGAAAAGACAGGUUUGCCCCCUGGUGUCUCUAUAGGUAGCUGUACAAUUCUUGAGACGGCUGGAGACGGUGCUUUGCCUGCGCUUCAGAAGCUUCUAGAAUCGAGUGUUUCUAGUGAGAACAACUCCGGUUCCAAGGAAGUUGUGUGGCUUCAUAUGGGAUUAAAUGGCGGGGCAUCAAAAAUUGCCAUCGAGAAACAAGCAGUAAAUGAAGCCACUUUCUCUUGUCCAGAUGAGCUUGGUUGGCAACCAAAGAGGCUGCCAAUUGUCCCGGAGGAUGGAGAAAUAACACGAAUAAGAGAGACUGCUUGCUUUGUUGAUGCCAUUCUGGAGUACUUAAACAACGUCAAAGGCUGUGAUGCAACGAUCUCUGAUGACGCAGGGCGUUUCGUGUGCAACUAUGUAUACUAUCAUUCUCUCCGGUUUGCCGAACGCAACGGUCAUAAAUCCCUUUUUGUACAUGUCCCUCCUUUCUCAAGAAUCAAUGAGGAAACACAGAUGCAGUUCAUGGUAGCCCUUAUGGAGGCCAUUGCUUUUAGUUGUUGAUAUCUUUCAUCUUUCCUUGUUUAUUAAAAACUCCCAUCACUUUUUCUUAUGGUUUGUAUGCUUUCAGAAUGUUUCUUCUGUAAAUCUUUAUGUUUUAAAUCCUCUUUAGAGACUCUGGUUGUGCAUAUUUUUGGUCUUCUUUUUUUA
Messenger RNA from Helianthus annuus (common sunflower), 975 nucleotides. RefSeq names its product pyrrolidone-carboxylate peptidase 1. The transcript is spliced from 5 exons. Gene Ontology annotation, molecular function: pyroglutamyl-peptidase activity. Gene Ontology annotation, cellular component: cytosol. The record is from RefSeq and is a predicted model, not a curated record. The coding region runs from base 172 to 828 and encodes 218 amino acids. NCBI's taxonomy places the organism in Eukaryota, Viridiplantae, Streptophyta, Magnoliopsida, Asterales, Asteraceae. Gene Ontology annotation, biological process: proteolysis.